Messenger RNA from Thyridium curvatum, 1683 nucleotides. RefSeq lists its product as uncharacterized. The record is from RefSeq and is a predicted model, not a curated record. The coding region runs from base 1 to 1683 and encodes 560 amino acids. The transcript has 3 exons. Lineage: Eukaryota; Fungi; Ascomycota; Sordariomycetes; Thyridiales; Thyridiaceae.
AUGGGCUUCUCAGACUACCGACAGCACAAGCAUGACUGCAAGGUCAAGCAAGAGGAACGCGCAGAGCGCAUUCGCUCGCUGCCUGCAUACAAUGAACCCUUCCUGUCGAGUGACCGCGAGAUCCUCGCACGGCCAAUCCAGGACAUCGUUCAAGACGUACACCAGGGCUUCCUCAAACCCAUUGAUAUCCUGAAGACAUACGGGAAAGUGGCGCUCAGGGCCCAUGAGAAGACCAACUGUCUGACGGAGAUCAUGAUCUCGGAUUGUGAGAAAUGGGUUGAAGACGGCUCCAUCAACAUGAAAGGACCGCUGGCUGGCAUCCCCGUCAGCUUGAAAGAUACCAUUGUGGUUGGUGGCUACGACGCUUCCGUUGGUUACAGCAGCAAAACUGGAAAGCCAGCCGAGAAGGACGGGCCUGUCGUACGCUUGCUCAAGGACGCCGGAGCGGUCCCAUACGUCAAGACUAAUUUGCCCAUCACACUUCUGAGUUUCGAGUCCGCCAACGAUGUUUGGGGGCGUACUACGAACCCCCACAAUCCCGCCUAUACACCAGGCGGCUCGACUGGUGGCGAGUCGGCCCUCCUGGCCCUGGGUGGGAGGAUCGGCAUUGGCAGCGAUGUUGCGGGCAGCGUCAGGGUUCCGGCACACUUCGCCGGCUGCUACAGCCUCCGCUGUUCCACUGGCCGUUGGCCAAAGAUGGGAUUCGCGACCUCCAUGCCCGGCCAGGAAGGCGUGCCAUCCGUCUACAGCCCUAUGGCGCGCACUCUGAACGACUUGAUGUACUUUACCCGCUCCGUCGUCCAGAUGAAGCCUUGGACCUACGAUCAUAGCGUCCACCCCAUGCCGUGGAGGGUUGACGUCGCAAAGGAGUACCUGACAAAGUCGAAGCUGCGCGUUGGAGUGCUGCGCACAGAUGGCGUUGUCGAUCCCAGCCCUGCUUGUGUCCGCGCGAUGAGCAUGGUGGAGGAAGCGUUGAAGAAGCAGGGCCACGAGAUUGUCGAGAUCAACCCUCCUGAUAUGUACAAAGCCCUGAGACUGGGUGCCCUCCUUCUCAAUGCCGACGGCUGUAAGAUGUUCAAGUCCUUUAUGCGCAGCGGGGAGUGGAACGAUCGCGGCGCAGACCAGAUGGACUUCCUCAUGAACUUGCCCCGACCGAUCAGGUACAUCUACUACCUCUGGGUCAAGUACAUCCGCCGGGACGACGUCUGGGCUGGGUUGAUCCGGGACUUCCGUCCCCAGUCCGCAUAUGAGAACUGGCAUCUGGUCAAGGAGCGCGAGGCUUACCGGGCAGAAUGGUACGACUGGUGGGACAGCGCCGACGUCGACUGUCUCCUCACACCUCCUAAUGCUACGCCGGCUGUGCCACACGAGGCCAUGAGGGAUGCUGUUAGUAGCUGUGGCUAUACUUUUCUCUUUAACAUUCUCGACUACGCUGCCGGCAUUCUUCCUGUUACGCACGUUGACAAGGACCUUGACAAGCUGCCGGCCGAGUUCAACAUGCGCAAGCUGAACGGCGUGGCCAAAGGAGCGUACAAGUUUUACGAUGCGGCGAAGAUGCACGGCCUGCCGGUUGGCGUCCAGAUUGUUGGCCGGAGGCUGGAGGAGGAGAAGGUCCUGGCUCUCAUGCAGAGGGUCGAGAACGCCCUGGGCGAGGACAAAUAUGAUCUUCUCAGCGUUGACUAA